Seminavis robusta is the source of this 1065-nucleotide messenger RNA. The record is from the annotation of a GenBank genome assembly. Lineage: Eukaryota; Bacillariophyta; Bacillariophyceae; Naviculales; Naviculaceae.
AUGUGGGCGGUAGUUGCCAAUGGUCUCCAACCUGUACACAACAAUCUUCAGGCUAAUGGGCAUGCCAAUGGACAAACCAAUGGACAUGCUACCCCUGCCAAUGGAGUGGCUGCAAGUAAUGCUAAUGAAUUGUUCCCCAUGAGAAGAGGAUCCGCCGUCGCCUUGGUCACACCCAUGAAACCCGUCACGGGAGAAAUUGAUUUGCCCGCAUUGGAACAACUCUUGGAAUGGCAUAUCGAAUCGGGAACGGAUAAUCUCUGUAUUCUGGGCACCACCGGUGAAGCCAAUACAUUGACCAUGAAGGAACGAGAAGCCAUCCUCAAAACUGCCGUCAAGGUUUGCAAGGGACGCAUCCCCAUUUUGGCAGGAUGUGGGACCAUUGACCCCGCGCAUGUCAAGGAAAUGACAAUGCAAGCCAUGGAUUUGGGAGUCGAUGCCAGUCUCGUCGUGACACCCUACUAUGUCAAACCACCGCAACGAGGUCUCAUUCAACACUUUACCAAUGCCGCCGAUUUGGGACUACCUGUGGUCGUUUACAAUGUCCCCGGUCGAACUGGAGUCGAUUUGUUGGAUGAAUCCAUGGCACUCUUGGCACAACACGACACCAUUGUCGGACUCAAAGAUGCCACGGGUGAUUUGUCCCGAUUGACCAAUUUGAAACAAGAACUCGACAAAUCGAAUGCCGAAAACAAUAAUGACAUUUUGAUUUAUUCCGGGGACGACGGCACCAGCAAGGAUUUUGCCGUCUUGGGAGGCGAUGGCAGUAUCAGUGUCACGGCCAACGUGGCACCGACGGCCAUUCACAAAAUGUUGCAAGCGGCAUUUGCCGGAGACGACGAAUUGGCCACGGAAAUUAACGAACCCAUCAAAGCGUUGCACAACGAUUUGUUUGUCGAAGCCAAUCCCAUUCCCGCCAAAUGGGCCGUUUACCGACAAGGACGUAUUCCCUCGCCCAUUUGCCGACCACCUCUGGCGGAAUUGGAUGAAAAAUGGCAUAAGCCUCUGGAACGAUUGCUCCAAGAAGCGGGGGUAUUGGAAACGACGAAAGAUGUUCAUGCUCCUUAA